Messenger RNA from Aethina tumida (small hive beetle), 1479 nucleotides. Its product is annotated as E3 ubiquitin-protein ligase rnf8-A. The transcript has 6 exons. Bases 152 to 1363 code for a protein of 403 amino acids. Gene Ontology annotation, molecular function: zinc ion binding; ubiquitin protein ligase activity; histone binding. Lineage: Eukaryota; Metazoa; Arthropoda; Insecta; Coleoptera; Nitidulidae. The record is from RefSeq and is a predicted model, not a curated record. Gene Ontology annotation, biological process: protein K48-linked ubiquitination; ubiquitin-dependent protein catabolic process; double-strand break repair. Gene Ontology annotation, cellular component: site of double-strand break; cytosol; nucleus.
GAGUUGUUGUGUUGGUAACGAAUGAAGUGAAAAUUGGCAAGCGUGAUAAUCUAGGCGAAAUUCGGGUCGCACAUCAGUUUUGAAAAGUGUUCUUAAAAAUCAUCGGAAAAAAUUGGUUAGCGAGAGGGAAAAUCGAGCGCUUCGUCUCGUCAUGGACGGUAGGCCGAAGGCUUAUCUCCUCCGAGUCAACGGGGAUGAAAAAAUCAACAUCCAUACGUCUCCUUUCACAAUUGGAAGAGGCCUUGACUGUAACUAUGUCAUUACGAGCAAACUGGUAUCUAGGAAGCAUUGUACAUUUUCUCAAACGGAGGAGGGAUGGGUCCUUACAGAUCAGAGUACAAAUGGGACAAUAUUAAACAGAAAUGUCCUGCAAGCUGGAAAUGUUAGUCCAGUAUUGAGGGAAGGGGAUGAAAUCACAUUGGGCACUGCUCCGUUGAUUUACAAGUUUCAUCCUGUAAUCGAAGCCGGAUACAUAACAGACGAGCAGCUAUGCAAUUUUGCCGAUCGUGUCGCUGCUCAAAACAGCAAACGCACCGUCGACAACGAAAAUCAACCGACGUUAGUCAAAACCAAGAAGAAACUAAAGACUGAUAACUUGCCGAAUCGAAAUGCGAACGAAGUGUUGGUGGUGCCGGACGACGAUCCUCCUGCCGAAAGUGCUUCGGCUCAGCAACCAGAAGUAGGAGAAGCGCAAGCCGAGAAGAACGAAAACACGAUGGAGGUGAUGGAGGACGAGAUGACCUGCAGCAUCUGUUCCGAAUUGUUCGUGAAAACGAUGACGUUGAACUGUUCGCACAGUUUUUGCAAAUCGUGCAUCAACACGUGGAUGCUAAACAAGAAAAUCUGUCCGAUCUGUCGUACGCCCAUCAAAGAUCUACAUCCCACUAUAGUGUUGGACAAUUUCAUCGAGAAGAUGGUGUCGAGGGCGUCGGAGGAGGUGAGGGAGCAUCGCAGGCAGAUCGUCGAGGCUCGUAAACAGCAGGAGAAGGAAGCUACAAGCAAAGAGCCCAAAGAGAGAAAUGCUCGCAGACGUCGACGCAACAACAAUCGCAACGGCGAUCAACCAUCUGUGAUCGUCGUCGUUAACGAGGACAGCGACGAAGGAGACGAGGAGGAGGACGAGGACGACGACGAUGACGACGAUGAUGACGACGACGACGACGACUACGAUUCCCUGAACGAUUUCGACAAUGAAUACGAUGAUGAGGAAGAGAACUGGGCCGUCGAAUAUUUGAACGACGACUGGUACGAUCGGCAGGAGAUGCGCAUGAGCAACGGUUACUACGGUGGUUACGGGGCGUGUUACUCCUGCGGCGAAACGGGCCACUGGGCGAACAGCUGCCCGAACCGUAGGAGACAUUGAAUGUGUACGGUUUAUAAAAUAUAUAUUUACUUUCAUGUUUAUAUUUGUUUGUCACCCGAGAUGACUUUUAGUUUGUACCAUUAUUUUAAAUCGAUUACUACAUAUUGUUUUCUUUA